Cryphonectria parasitica EP155 is the source of this 1386-nucleotide messenger RNA. RefSeq lists its product as uncharacterized. Gene Ontology annotation, cellular component: COPII-coated ER to Golgi transport vesicle; endoplasmic reticulum membrane. Bases 400 to 816 code for a protein of 138 amino acids. Gene Ontology annotation, biological process: endoplasmic reticulum to Golgi vesicle-mediated transport. Lineage: Eukaryota; Fungi; Ascomycota; Sordariomycetes; Diaporthales; Cryphonectriaceae. The record is from RefSeq and is a predicted model, not a curated record. The transcript is spliced from 4 exons.
AUCCUGCCCGCCUUCUAGAGCUGUUGUUACUGCUGCCACUGCUCUUCUCCUCCUCAACACAACGUCACCAGAUAAAACCUGCCACCUACACCAAGCUUUUCGAGGACACGUCUCGCGAGACUUCCCGUUGCCACCGCCUUACCAAGGACUCGCUAUCAAACUGUUCUAUUCCCGACCUCUGCAAGCUCACGCGCGUACCCGAGGCCAGAAAAAACUUCGGUGGCCCCCCAGUCUCUGUUUACGUCUGAUCUUUGCACCUUGACAGCUGCACGAAUCAUCAUCGUCGUCUCGAGAGCUGAAGCUUCAGGCGCAACCGGGCCAAGAAGGAGUAGUCGAGGGUAUAGCUUUGAAAACGCCAGCUAGAAUAGCAUUGUCAAGCGACAACAGACAACCGCCAAGAUGUCUGGAGAGGCGUGGCUAUUCCUCUUCGCGGUGUUGAUAAAUGCCGUCAACUUGUUUCUGCAGGUCUUCUUCACCAUCAUGUACAGCGAUCUGGAAUGCGACUACAUCAACCCCAUCGAUCUCUGCAACCGCCUGAACACCUAUAUCAUCCCCGAGGCUGCCGUACACGGCUUUCUGACCUUCCUGUUCCUCAUCAACGGAUACUGGCUGCCGCUGAUCCUCAACCUCCCGCUGUUGGCGUGGAACGUCAAGAAGAUCGUUGAGAAUACACACCUGCUCGACGCGACCGAGAUUUUCCGGAAGCUCAACGUGCACAAGAAGGAAUCCUUUUUCAAGCUCGGCUUCCACCUGGUCAUGUUCUUCUUCUACCUCUACAGCAUGAUCGUCGCCUUGAUCAAGGACGAGACGAACUAGAUGGUCGUCUUGGAGCUGCGCCAGGUCGUGCAUACUUAUCGCGUUCAUUCUUGCUGCGGGCGAUGAAAUAUAAUUGCCUGUCCAAGAGAACGCGCGUGGGCACUCUGGUGCUCGAGGCGAAGUCUCAUUCUCUCGCAUCGUCCAGGCGGGAAUCAAUAGGCGAGAGUCCCUCAUGCCAGGCGGAAGAGGGACAGAAAUGGUGUUUGGGGUACGGGAGGGAGAAAAAGAGGGGGGGACUAGCCGCCACAUAGUGGCCAUACUCGUGAGCUGAAAUUACAUGCAAGCUGGGGAGAGGUGGCACUCAGUAUUGUGGGAUGACGCCCGCCAACGUCGCUACGAUCAUUCCUAUAUUGUCUAUGAGAGGCGGUGGGAAACGCAUCAUGCCUGCUUAUUCUUGAUUUGUUUUUGGUGGGUUUGGAAAGAGGAGUCAAGGAAACCUCGAGGCGCAGGCGAGAUUUUGAUGGAUGGCUAGUCGAUUUUGACUUGUCAUACUACUGCAAAUACCUCUACCCAAUUUCUCAUUUUGAUACCCUCUCCGCCUAGAAAUGAGAAAGAAAGUGUAGAACUGCG